AUGAUCUUGGGGGUUGACUUUCGCGAGCGAGUGUCUCAUCAGAUCCUUACAGUCAGGCCCGAUGUUUCCGAUCGUGCAAAUGCAAAUCUGGUGAUAUCCUCCUCGAGGCAUAUCUUCGAUUUGCUGGAAGAACGCCUACAGCAUCUGCGGGAUACAUCCUUGACAAGCACCUACACCGCAUUCUUCACACCGCCAAACUCGCAGUCCACUGCACACCUUUACCCUCUGGCUGUGCCUCAGCGUAUGUACGAACUCCAGGACAUUGUUGACCUUCUUACCAAACUUACGGCCUCACCUACGUUGACGGCAUACUUCAAACCGACAAAGCCGAACGAGGCCACCCUUGAUGCGGUGAUUUUCCAUUCUUCACAUCAAAAGUUGAAACGUCAGAUUGAUGUCGUACAGGCCACUGUUGGUCAACAGCAUGGGGUAAAGGAAGUAGCGGUAGAGAAGCUUCAUAAGCUGGGGGUGGCAUUGCGGUAUGUUGCGGUUGUUCCACAGGGGCAAGUCAUCAACUUCACCGUUCAGCCAAGAAUCGCCAAUAUGUUCAAAAAGGCCACGUACUACAUUGAAGUCUCCUCAGACGAUAUUGGACGUUGCAGUUGGUAG
Messenger RNA from Guyanagaster necrorhizus, 609 nucleotides. RefSeq lists its product as uncharacterized. The transcript has 3 exons. The coding region runs from base 1 to 609 and encodes 202 amino acids. The record is from RefSeq and is a predicted model, not a curated record. Lineage: Eukaryota; Fungi; Basidiomycota; Agaricomycetes; Agaricales; Physalacriaceae.